This is a messenger RNA of Lampris incognitus (smalleye Pacific opah), 1857 nucleotides long. Its product is annotated as COP9 signalosome complex subunit 5-like. The coding region runs from base 656 to 1663 and encodes 335 amino acids. Gene Ontology annotation, biological process: protein deneddylation. The transcript has a single exon. Gene Ontology annotation, molecular function: protein binding; metallopeptidase activity; deNEDDylase activity. The record is from RefSeq and is a predicted model, not a curated record. NCBI's taxonomy places the organism in Eukaryota, Metazoa, Chordata, Actinopteri, Lampriformes, Lampridae. Gene Ontology annotation, cellular component: cytoplasm; COP9 signalosome.
GAUGAUGACGGCCCCCGUGUGUGCGUUUCCAUCACUGUUGUUUUACAUAACGGAAACGUCUUCGGCUGACCCGUGAGACGCAUCUGCUGAAUGUAUUAAUGACGGCAACAGCGCCACCUGUCUGCUGGCUGGAGCAGCACGACACUAGCGAGGACGUCCUCCGCUUCUUCUUCUGCUUCUUCCGCCGCAUCUUCGGCCACAUUUUCUGCUUCUUCUUCUACUCUGUUUUUUUUGUUUUUUGGCCGUUGCGCAGUUCAUUGGACCAAACCACACUUUCCUUGCGGAUAGGGGGGGAGUUCGUCAAAUUUCAAGUGCCAACUUAAAUACGGCAAGGAUCCGUUCGACAUUGAUUUAUGUGCUUAAAUAAUUCUCAAACGAUAUUUCAAAAACGUCACACGUUUGCUUUCUCCGUGUAAAAUACAGGUGUACGCAGCUAGCUGUGGAUAGAUAAUGUACAAGCCGAUGUAUUGGUAUCGUCGACUGUCUGGGCUACCGGAACGAGUCUAUAUAUAGGUAUAUAUAUAUAUAGGUAUAUAGAUAUCUAUGGCCUUGUGAUUAUGCUUUCCGGGUCCUGCUAACAUUUCGUCGCAAGCUAAUGUCCGUUGUGAAUUGUUUUUAAAUCCUCGCGAAGCUGCUCUACAUCUAUUCUGCCGACAUGGCAGCAGGGAGCAGCGUAGCUCAGAAGACGUGGGAGCUGACCAACAGCAUGCAGGAAGUUCACAGCAUCGAGGAGAUUUACAAAUAUGACAAAAAGCAACAGCAGGAGAUCCUCGCUGCGAAGCCGUGGACGAAGGACCAUCACUAUUUCAAGUACUGCAAGAUUUCGGCUCUGGCGCUGCUGAAGAUGGUGAUGCAUGCCAGAUCUGGAGGCAACCUGGAGGUGAUGGGUCUCAUGCUGGGGAAGGUGGACGGCGAAACCAUGAUCAUUAUGGACAGUUUUGCCUUGCCUGUGGAGGGCACAGAGACCCGAGUCAAUGCCCAGGCUGCAGCAUACGAAUACAUGGCUGCCUACAUUGAAAACGCUAAACAGGUCGGUCGGCUAGAGAAUGCUAUCGGCUGGUACCACAGUCACCCAGGCUACGGAUGCUGGCUCUCGGGCAUAGAUGUAAGCACUCAGAUGCUCAACCAACAAUUUCAGGAGCCCUUUGUGGCCGUUGUGAUCGACCCCACUCGAACAAUAUCUGCAGGGAAAGUCAACCUCGGCGCCUUCCGAACCUAUCCAAAGGGUUACAAACCCCCAGAUGAAGGCCCCUCAGAAUAUCAGACAAUCCCCUUGAACAAGAUUGAAGACUUUGGUGUACACUGUAAACAGUAUUAUGCCUUGGAGGUUACCUACUUCAAGUCAUCCCUCGAUAGAAAGCUACUGGAGCUCCUUUGGAAUAAAUACUGGGUCAACACACUAAGCUCCUCAAGUCUUCUCACAAACUCCGACUACACUAUGGGCCAGAUCUUCGACCUGUCCGAGAAGCUGGAGCAGUCUGAGGCCCAGCUGGGUAGAGGCAGCUUCAUGCUCGGCCUGGACACACAUGAUAGGAAGUCUGAGGACAAGCUGGCCAAAGCAACACGAGACAGCUGCAAAACAACCAUAGAGGCAAUUCAUGGCCUGAUGUCUCAAGUCAUCAAGGACAAACUCUUCAAUCAAGUCAACAUAUCUUCCACCUAAACCUUAUCUCGCAGCCUUUUUGAGUUCCCUUUUGCAGUGUUUUUUUUCUUCUUUCUUAUGUACUAUUGCCAUUCUGCAAUAUCUUUAGCUCCUGACGUUAGCAAUAUCAUUUAAUUCACUUAGGGGUGCGUUUGUUCAUUUUUUUUCUGCUUAUGUCAAGCAUAUUGGGACUGUAAACAUAAUAAAUGAGGAAA